UGGGGGAAAGUCUCUCUGCUGCAAAGCUCUUCACACAGAGGAGUGACCAGCAGGUACAGAGGAAGGACAGAGCCCUGCAGAGCACCUGCCUGGACAUCACACUGGUCACCACAUCUCAGACACCAGUUACACGCUCCCAUCUGGCGACAGACCCUGGGGCCAUUCACAGAGGGGGCCAGAAAUGGUAUACACCAUGCUUGGACUGUCUGAAGGACAUCUGGAUAUAAGGCUCACUUUGGCAAUGUGAUACUGCUCAGUCUGUGUGGGUUUUUUUUUCUAUUCGGCCUCUCGUACUGUAUUAUAAAAGAGGGUUUUAAUCCUCCUGCCUCACAAGCAGCGACAUCUCAUUUGCACCCCAGCGGCAUUCUUUCCCAGCCAGAGAAAGAAAGAAGGAGCCUUGCUUUUAAAAGGGGCUCCCUCAUUGCACACACACACAGCUCCAUGUGUUUGCUGUCUCACUGCUUUCUAUGUCUUUUCAUUUGCUCCUAAAAAAAGGGGCUCGCUUCCCUCUCCAUACAAAGACCGGAGCCGGAGGAAUUGUGACAAAACCCUAAUUCUCCUUCUGCAAAAAAAAAAAAAGGAUUCCUUUAAAAAUUUAAAGGAGAAAAAAAAACAAAAAAAAAACACUACAACCAGGACUCCAAGAUGAAGCCUUACCUCAAUGCAGGUCUGGAUCUCUUCUGGGAUUUUGGAACUGUCUAAAAUCAAUGAAAGCGAUUCUGCGUUUUAUGAUCUCAAAAUUCUUUUUUUGAAGGAUUGUAAAAAAUUAAAAUUUAAAAUUUUUUUUUUUCUGAAGUAGCUGCUGUCCCCAGAAGUUUAAGACUUAGAACUUGGAAAACUGCACGGUUUGGAUAACGCUCUCAGCAUAGCUCCCUGCCUCCUAUAAUUUUCCCAAUUUGAAAGGAUUAAUUUUAAUUAUUUUUAUACCGUUGGCUCCUGCCGGAGCCCAGACUGUAUUGCAGAGUCUAGACAAGUUGUCCUGGAUGUCACCAUGGGGAUGGAGACUAUUCCACUGUGAAUUUUUAUGUCCUGUGAGCCAGAUCCUUCACCGGAGUAAGAAAGAAGAGAGAGGGAAGGGGGAGGACUGAGAAGUUGGAGAAAGGGGUUAAUUAAAUAUCUUUGCUUUCCUUGUGUGGUUCUCCUUGCUGACGGACACAGCUACCUCUCUGUGAGAAACUUCCUGGCUCCACAAGGCUGGAGAUCACAUACAGUAUAUCCAUCUGUGUCACACAGGCCGCUGAUCUAUUUAAAGCAUCUUCUCUGGACUUUGUGUCUAUUUCUGAGCUCCACCAAACAGGCCGAGGAAAGAAUAUAAGAGAUUUGUUUGGGGAAAUCACAUUACUAGGACCCAUGUGCUCUUGCAUAAGCUACACUUCCUAAGGGCUCUCCUUGGAUUAUUUGCAAAAAUUUGCUCUUUCCAUUGACAGUUGAAAAGUUUUUUUCAAGACAAAAACUCCAGUGGGAGGGGGGUGGGAGAACUUAGUUCUUCUCUGAAGGGGGCAAAAAAAUCAUGAAGAGGAUAAAUCUGCCUCAAGCAGUUCUUCUUUGCUCCUGCCUGGUUUUGGUGCACCAUCAGGGGUCCUGCCAACCAUUUCUUAGGUUUCGACCUUCUCCGAGUGGAGACUUACCUGUCUUACCUGUUAUUGAGCAGCCGGAUCCCGAGCAGGAUCCCAAAGAGCAGGACUUGGAUGAGAGGACAUUGAGGAAGAAACUUGGCAGCAACUUUGACCCAAACUUUAUGGCGGUGGUUUUGCCCAAUCUUGUAAACAUGUCCAACCAGGAUUCAUUGACAAAAACUAGAACCCUUGGCUCGCUACCAAUUGAGCUCAAGAAGAUGGACCUGAGUGAAGCACCUUAUGGUGGCAGGAUCAAGAUAGGCAAGAAAGCCAGGCGGAAAUUCUUACAGUGGUUGUGGGCUUACACCUACUGCCCGGUACUGUACACCUGGAAAGACUUAGGGAUCAGGUUUUGGCCGAGGUUCAUCAAGGAAGGACAAUGCUUUGGAGAGAAGUCUUGCUCCUUACCAGAGGGUAUGUACUGCAGGCCCCAUAAAUCUGUCACUAAGAUUUUCUUACGGUGGCACUGCCAGGGCUGGUCCAGACAACGGUUCUGCACAUGGAUCCCUUUCCAGUAUCCGAUACUAUCAGAGUGCAAGUGCUCGUGUUAACUGCUGCUCCUCAGUGAAAGGACGCUAGAGCUGAAUGGGCCACUGGUUAAUCCUUGCACUGUUGAGGACAAGAAUCCUGGUGCCUUUUUUUGCCAUUGACACUGGGGAAGUGGAUAGUGAAUACGACCACAAUUCAACUGGUUGACAGCAGAAAACAUUGGAGGUGGGGGAGUGGAAUCCCUUAACCCCUUUUGGGCUAUGCCAUGGAGUCACUUACCAAGGUACUCACGAAAAAGAGGCCAGACAGGGACAAAUGAGAAGAACAAAAAAGAAAAAGGAAUUAUUGCCAUAAAUUAAUAUUUUUGUUUCUUUCUGUUGGGUUAAAUAACCAAUUUAUGCAGUAUUAAAAAGAGAUAGAAAGUGUUAUCUUCCCCAACCUUGCACUGUUGAUAAGUAUAAUUAUUCAUAUUAUUAUUAUUGUAUUAUUGCUAUGUAUAUUAUUUUUAAAAGCUUGAUAAAAAAAAGCCUCCAGAACUAAGCACCUCCAAACAGAUGUUUUAUUUUUAUAUGUAAUAUAGCUUUUUAACAUAAUUAAAAAAAAAGAGUGAAAAAAAGGAAACCGUACAAACAAAACAGAAAAGAGAAUCUAAAAUUCGAGUCACCGGCUUUUUGUAAAUAAAAUAGAUUUUUUAACAUAAUAUUGAUGUAAUUUUUUUUCUCUUUACACUUUUGCUAGCUGUAUUUUAUUUUUGGAGGGUAUUUGCAUAAUAUGAAACAUAUGGACCACAUAUUUUUAUUCUAUCAAUCUAUCUACUUAAUAUUUAGCUAUCUGUCAUCUAUCUAUCUAUCUAUCUAUUUAUCUCAUAUCUAUCUAUCUAUCUCUCAUAUCUGUCUAUCUAUCCCAUAUCUAUCUAUCUAUCUAUCUA
Messenger RNA from Hyla sarda, 3033 nucleotides. Its product is annotated as noggin-2-like. Gene Ontology annotation, biological process: negative regulation of cell differentiation; dorsal/ventral pattern formation; negative regulation of BMP signaling pathway. The record is from RefSeq and is a predicted model, not a curated record. The transcript has a single exon. Bases 1511 to 2167 code for a protein of 218 amino acids. NCBI's taxonomy places the organism in Eukaryota, Metazoa, Chordata, Amphibia, Anura, Hylidae.